AUGAGAACCUUUAUGCCUACCAUUUUACCAAAUAUACAACCAAAUUGUACUGGUUCGUUACGUUUUGAUAUUCGACGUUUGCAGGGAAUACGAAACGAACUAGAUUUAAUGUGGCCACAUUUGAAAAACUACCGCGAAUCACCCUCAUUUUGGAAACAUGAAUUUGAAAAGCAUGGUUUGUGUGCAGUUGAGGAUCCUCAAGUGUUUAAUCAAUACGGUUACUUUAAAUUUGGUAUCCAACUGAUGCAGAAGCUGAAUCUACUGAAAACACUAAUGAAAUAUAAGAUCUCACCACAUGAUUCCAGACAAUAUGAUACAAUCAAUUUAAUGAAUGUAUUGGAACGUGAAUUCGGUUACAAUGGUUCUGCAAACUGCAUUCGUAAACCAGGACGGAGAGGGAUGUAUCAUCUGGAAGAGGUGCAUGUUUGCUUGAAUCGCAAACAUGAAUUCAUGAACUGCCCGUUCCUUGGAAACUGUCCGAAGAAGUUCAUCUUCCCUCCAUUUCAGUAG
Molecule: messenger RNA, 510 nt
Organism: Schistosoma rodhaini
Lineage: Eukaryota; Metazoa; Platyhelminthes; Trematoda; Strigeidida; Schistosomatidae
Source: the annotation of a GenBank genome assembly